AUGUCCAGUGUUGCUCAGAAAAGACCAUUUGCUAGUCUUGUAGACGAUGACCAAACCGAGUCGACUCCUCCACCUUCUCCACCCUCUGAACAACCACAACCAUCCGUUCUAAUGUCAUCAGCGGAAAAGAAGUGGUGUUUGCAAACCAUCAAAUCACUUAAAAAGCAUAAGAGAGCCGUCGCUUUCCUCCAACCUGUGGACCCAGUUUUGUUCAAUAUUCCUGAUUAUUUCGACAUUAUCAAAUCACCUAUGGAUCUCGGUACUAUAGAGAAAAAACUAAAGGCAGAUCAGUAUCCAAAUGUAGCAGCAUUCAAAGCAGAUGUACAGUUGGUCUUUCAGAAUUGCUACCUGUAUAACAAUCCUGGAGACCCUGUAACUCAGGAUGCUAAAAAACUUGAGGAACACUAUCAGAAACUGUGCAAAAAAGAGCCUGUUGUGAUGCAAGCGACAGCACCAGCAGCACAACCGCCUACAAAGAUAAAGAUAUCUGUUCCUAAGCCUGCUGCAUUGACAACAACUACACCAUACAAUGAUCAUACUUAUCCAACAGAAUAUCUACCACCUCAACCUCAACCGCAUCACCAUUCAGAUUCAAUAUCGUCUACACACUUGGACAUCGACAUGGAUGAUUAUACUGCACCAGAGCAACAGGCAUCAAGGCCACGAAUAAAGGUGAAAUUGCCCACACAGCCGACGCCUGACAUCGAGACAGACACAUUAUCCGGCCCAACUGCACCAGUCGAUGCAGUCAUGACAGAGCCUUCAUCUAGAACAACUCAUCCUACAACAGGCGUCAUGCCAGAAGAUCAAUUCAAACGCUGCGAAGCCAUCGUCAAGGAGCUCAAAAAAGAAAAAUACCAGGGCAUGAAUUGGCCGUUUCUCAAUCCUGUCGAUGCGGAUGCUUGGGGAGCUUCAGACUACUACGACAUUAUCAAAGAGCCCAUGGAUAUGACAACAUACGAACGAAAACUCUAUGAGUACCAAUAUUCGAACGAGGAAGAAUUAGCUGAGGAUAUUCGACUGAUGUUUCGCAACUGCUACAAGUACAAUCCGCCCAACCACCUUGUACAUACCCUUGGUCAAGAAUUUGAAGAGAUAUUCGAGAGACAAUGGGCGAAAUUACACGGUAUCAAAAAGAAAUCCUCAAAGCAUCACUCCUCAAAAAGAAGACGUACUUCACACACUGUAGAUACUCCCACCUCCAAUACGACUCCUGUACAACAACAACCUACUAUACAACCAUUACAACACUCUCCAGAUGCAUCCACCACCACCAGAAGCGAUGCCACUGCCUCAUCAUCAUCCAGCAUAAAAAUCAAUACUAAUAAUAACAGCAAUAACCAAGGCCGAUCCACCAUUUUACGAUUAAAGUUGAAUGGUCCAAACGUCAAAAAGGAGGAAGAGCAGCCAAAGCCAAAGCCCAUGGUCAAGGUGCCUGGAUUAGCCCUGUCAAAGGAGCCUCCACCUUCUGCUACUGCUGCCAUGUCUAGCAGUGGGCCCAAACUAGCUAUUGGCAUCAAACCACCAUCUCCCAUCAAGGACAAAAAGGUAGAGAAAUCCACACCUACUGUCCUGCAAAAUCAUGAUAAAUGGCUCGCACUUGCCAAGAAAUCACCCGCUGAACCUGCUUCAGCAACCGCCGCCACUACGACACCACACAAACCUCAUCCACACCAGACACAUAAUACCACGCAUAGCAAAAAACCAAAAGAAUUAAUCUCGCCCAGUGUCUCUUCCUCCAACUUACACCAUCAAUCGCCUCCUCCUUCUGCUGCUGCUGCUGCUGCUGCUGCUGCUGCUGCUGCUGCUCCUCCGCCAGCUCCUAAACCUCAACCUCAGGCAUUUGACAUCAAUGUCAUCUACAACCAAAUCAACAAUCAGAGAAAGUUGAAAGAGCAACAAAAACGAGAAGAACAAGAUAGAUGGGAAAAGAAUGAAAAGAUUCGAUUAGAAAAGGAACGUAUUCAGAGUGAGGCUCGCUUACAUAAGCUAAGAGAGCUCAACCAACAAUCGCAAAUACGGCGACAGCAAGACAAAAAGGAUAGACAACGUGAACUUAAUGCGUAUUCCAUUGAUAUCAGUAAGCAAAAGAUGGCGUUUGCCAAGUUUGAAUCGUCCUAUUUGGCACGAGACCAAGAUUGGCGAGAGAUAUACACCUGGCAACGAGACACAAACGAUUACCGUCAUAUACCUGUCCCUGGCUUUGUAAAGAGAGCUCCCAUCAAAAUAGCAGAGCUUCGUAAGCGACUACUGAGUAAGUGUGUUCGAUUGGAGAACUCCAAGAGUAACGACCAUAGCCCUGAGGCUAUAAAUGGUAAUGGCGAAUUAUCAGAUAUGGAUGUCGAUUAA
This is a messenger RNA of Mucor velutinosus, 2349 nucleotides long. RefSeq lists its product as uncharacterized. Gene Ontology annotation, biological process: chromatin remodeling; regulation of DNA-templated transcription. The record is from RefSeq and is a predicted model, not a curated record. The transcript has 7 exons. Gene Ontology annotation, cellular component: chromatin; nucleus. Lineage: Eukaryota; Fungi; Mucoromycota; Mucoromycetes; Mucorales; Mucoraceae. The coding region runs from base 1 to 2349 and encodes 782 amino acids.